UGACAGUUGAGUUCACUUCUAUGUUCUAAUUAUUAAGUGGACCUACCAUGUGAUAUUCUUGCUCUAUAUAAUAUGAUGAUAUUGUAAACAUUCUUGCAUGUCUUGGAUAUUAUUAGUAUAGUGUUCUCUUUUGUUACAUAGGGUUUGUAAGAGUAGGAGUCAUAUAGAAUGGGUUGUUUAUUAUUUGGCAGUGGUGUUGGGGUUUUAGUUCUCUUGUUUGUGUUUGUUGUGGAAAGUUAUGUGGUGUUUGGUGAUAGGGGAGUUGAAGAUGAUGAGAAGUUUUUAUUUAAGCAUCGUCAUUUUGGUGAUCAUUUUGGUGGGGGUUUAGGACAUGGUAUUUUUAGGAAAGGGUUUAAGCAUGGUGGAGGUCUAGGUUUUGGUGGUGGAGGUGGUGUUGGUGUUGGUGGAGGAGCUGGUGGUGGUAUAGGUGGAGGGGCGGGUGGUGGCUUAGGUGGUGGAGGUGGUCUUGGAGGAGGAGGUGGUGGUGGUCUUGGUGGUGGUGGUGGUGCAGGUGGUGGUUUAGGUGGAGGAGGUGGUCUUGGUGGAGGUGCUGGUGGUGGCUUAGGAGGUGGUGCAGGUGGUGGUCUUGGUGGAGGAGGUGGUGCAGGUGGUGGUGGCCUAGGCGGAGGAGGUGGUCUUGGUGGAGGUGGUGGUCUAGGAGGAGGUGUUGGAGGAGGAGCAGGUGGAGGUAUUGGAGGAGGAGCCGGAGGGGGUGGUGGAAUUGGUGGAGGUGUUGGUGGUGGAACUGGUGGUGGGGGAGGCAUUGGAGGGGGAGCUGGAGGGGGAGGAGGAGCCGGAGGAGGUGCUGGUGGAGGCAUUGGAGGAGGUGCUGGUGGAGGCAUUGGUGGUGGAGCCGGAGGAGGUGCUGGUGGAGGCAUUGGAGGGGGAGGCAUUGGAGGGGGAGCUGGAGGGGGAGGAGGAGCCGGAGGAGGUGCUGGUGGAGGCAUUGGAGGAGGUGCUGGUGGAGGCAUUGGUGGUGGAGCCGGAGGGGGUGGUGGUGUUGGUGGUGGUGGAGGUGUAGGAGGAGGUUUUGGAGCAGGUGGAGGAUUUGGAGUCGGUGCUGGUGUUGGUAUUGGAGGUGGAGCUGGUGGCGGCGGAGGCUUUGGUGGUGGUGGAGGUGGUGGCAUUGGUGGUGGCCUUCAUUGAUCAACAAAGUUUCAAUCAUCUUGCACACAAUAAUUAAGCGGUUAAUAACUUUUAAUUAGUCGUUAUUCUUUUGUGAAACUUGUUAUUCCUAGUAAUUAAACGAGUCCACAUCUAAUCAUACUUAUAUUGUUCUUUUGUUUGUUGUUGAGUUAAAAGCAAAAGCUUUUGUCCAUCUUUGCUUCUAAAUAGCUAUGGACUUUUUAGUUGUAAUGUCAAUCUUGUCAUCAUCAUUAAUAAAUAUAAAAGUUCUAUUCUCAA
Molecule: messenger RNA, 1404 nt
Organism: Solanum pennellii
Lineage: Eukaryota; Viridiplantae; Streptophyta; Magnoliopsida; Solanales; Solanaceae
Product: glycine-rich cell wall structural protein-like
Exons: 3
Coding region: 169-1146 (325 amino acids)
Source: RefSeq, a predicted model, not a curated record